Messenger RNA from Cucurbita pepo subsp. pepo (vegetable marrow), 581 nucleotides. Its product is annotated as transcription factor PRE3-like. NCBI's taxonomy places the organism in Eukaryota, Viridiplantae, Streptophyta, Magnoliopsida, Cucurbitales, Cucurbitaceae. Gene Ontology annotation, biological process: regulation of growth; regulation of DNA-templated transcription. The record is from RefSeq and is a predicted model, not a curated record. Gene Ontology annotation, molecular function: protein dimerization activity.
CUCCCAUGCAUUUCUUCUUUAGAUCCCUUCCUUCUCUUUGUUCCUUUCCCAUUUUUAACUCCUUUUUAUAGCUUAAACAAACAUUAGAAACAAACCCUUUACCUCUUUCCUCACUCACUCUUGUAAAGCUAGCUCCUUUUUUCGACAUUAUCUAUAACAACAUGUCGGGUAGAUCUCGUUCGAGGCAAUCGAGUGCAAUAAGAAUCAGCGACGAACAGAUCACUGACCUCGUUCAUAAGCUGCAACAGCUCUUGCCCGAGAUUCGUAAUCGCCAUUCUGAUAAGGUUUCCGCUGCAAAGGUAUUGCAAGAGACAUGCAAUUACAUUCGAAGUUUACAUAGAGAAGUAGACGAUCUGAGUGAGAGACUGUCGGAGUUGUUAGCGACAUCUGACACAGCUCAAGCAGCCAUUAUAAGAAGCUUGCUCACACAGUGAGAUGUUUAAUAACUAUGAUAUGAUAUGAUGUUGCUAUAAGUAAUUAAAUGUUCGUCGGUUUAGGGUUUUUGGGUUUUGUAAAAGUUUCUCGUUAAAGGGUUUCAAUAAGAAAAAAGAAAAAAAAACUCGGGUUUUUUGUUACGUUAA